UCUGUCUUAAUUUGUAUAGUUAACUCUUCCCUGUUAACGACCCCACCGUCACUAAGAGUGGAGUUUAGGGGGUCACGUGUUUUGCACGUGAGCGAGCUUUAUGGUUCUCAAUUCCCCGGCCCGUAUUGUGGGGUCCACAGCAUCCAGGCGAAAUUGUCCUUGCGGGAUUUUUUUUCUUAUAAAUGUUUUUCUCCCGUUGAUUAUUACCAGUAACUUUUUUCCCGGUUGGCUCAAAUCUUGAGCAAAGGCAAAGGUUGGGGGGAUCUUCAGGGCCGUUGGAUGGUGAAGUGAAUUUAGUGACAAAAGAUUUGCUGCAGUGAAAUGAUAAAUGGGAAGGGCCCACGUGAUCUUCUUGCAGCAGGAGGAGGAGGAGGAUUAGGGUGACGUGUGAGAGAUGAGGGUAACAGGUCGGAUUUCGUUGGUGGGUCCUGGUAGAUGGGUGUUGACACCUGUACAUGACGAAUGCUGAGUAGGAUUUCUUCACCUUUUUAUGGGUUAAUAAAAUAAUAAAAAGUUAUUGGACCCAAUGCCAUCCAUUGGUCAGUAAAGUGUGUUUCUUUUGCUUUGUUUGUACACUCCUUUUGGUCCAAAUUCUAGUCUUGCAAACCAUUGCAAAGUGUGUUUGUUACUGUUUAAGUAGCAUGGUGCUGUUAUCUUGUGCAUCGUGGUGGCAGCUUUUUAAUCUGCAAUAAUGAAAUCAAGAAAGUUAUAGUAAUGGAUUCGGUUGACAGGUCUGCAGUUACCCCAAAUAAGAGCAAGAGUAGAUUGGCGCGCACGUUUGCUAAGGUUUUGCACAUUCGAGCAGUAACUGGGAUAGCUCCAGAUGAUGGAAUCCAGAAGAUUAAUUCCCCUGAAAAUGUUAAGAGUAAUUUGGUAAAGAACAAAAGCCAUUUGCAGCCAUUUGAUGAUGAGGACGAGAAGCUGUGCAGUAGAGCGGCUACAGAGGCAUUUGUAGCCAAGCUUUUUGCCAGUGUCUCAUCUGUUAAAGCAGCGUACGCCCAGCUUCAAUAUGCUCAGUCUCCUUACGAUCCUGAUGGAAUUCAGACAGCAGAUGAGAUGGUGGUAUCAGAGUUGAAGAAUGUGUCAGAACUGAAGCAAUGUUACUUGAAGAAGCAAAUCGAUGAAUCUUCCCCUGAAACCACUCAGAUCUUGGCCGAAAUUCAGGAGCAGAAGAGCUUGCUGAAAACAUACGAAAUAAUGGGGAAGAAACUAGAUUCGCAGCUCAAACUGAAGGACUCCGAGCUCACAUUUCUCAGAGAGAAACUGGAGGAAGCCAAUAAAGAGAACAAGUUGCUAGAGAAGAGAUUGAAUUCAAGCGGGCAGUUAUCAUCAGCUCUUGAUAACGUUCACUUGUCAAGCUUAAGCCCCAGUCACUUUAUUACAUUUGUUCGGCAGACAAUUAAGUCUAUUCGGAGCUUUGUUCGGUUGCUCAUCAGUGAGAUGGAAUCUGCAGAGUGGGAUCUAGAUGCUGCUGCCAGUUCAAUUGAGCCUGGCGUUGCCUUUUGGAAAAACAGCCAUAAAUGCUAUGCAUUCGAGUCAUUUGUCUGCCGGGAAAUGUUUGAUGGUUUCAAUCAGCCCGACUUCUCAGUUUCAAAGGAAUCUUUGCCUGAGCAGAAGAAACGGCAACGGGUAUUCUUUGAAAGAUUCAGGGAAUUGAAGUCUGUGAAACCAAUGGAUUACCUAGCUUGGAAGCCUAAAUCCGCAUUUGCAAAAUUCUGUCGCGCUAAAUACUUGACACUGAUUCAUCCCAAGAUGGAAACAUCUCUUUUCGGCAAUUUGGACCAGAGAAAUUUAGCGAAUGCAGGGGAAUACCCAGAGACAACGUUUUUUGCUGCGUUUGCAGAGAUGGCGAAGCGCAUUUGGCUACUACAUUGCCUUGCCUUAUCUUUCAAACCGGAAGCCUCAAUCUUUCAAGUGGACAAGAGAAGUAGAUUCUCAGAAGUUUACAUGGAAAGCGUGAGCGAGGAAGCAUUCCUGUCAUCUGAUGGUUCGCCGGAAUCCGAGCCUCGGGUGGCUUUUACGGUAUUUCCAGGGUUUAGGAUAGGCAAAACUGCUGUUCAGUGUCAGGUUUAUCUUUGCUAGUAGAUAUGCAUGGAUGGGGAUCAAAGCAUUUACGCGCCAUCUUGGUCGACCCCAUUAGCGUCAAAAGCCUGAUCUGGAGGCCACCGGCUUCAAUAUUUUUUAUUUUGCACUGUUAAAUUUUGUAGAUUUGACAGAGCCAUGGCUGGUUAUGGGUUCUUUUUGUCCCCCCUUUAAUCUGGAAAGGAAAGCGCGUUGACUGUUUGGUAUGGGACCAAAGUUGGUGAAUCUUCGCUCUGUUUUGGUAAAUAUAAUACUAUGAUAUAUGUUCCUAAGCUUGCUCAUGUCAAGAAUUAGCUGUAUUGUAUACUAUUAUAUUAUAGUAUUCCUCUA
Coffea eugenioides is the source of this 2412-nucleotide messenger RNA. Its product is annotated as protein GRAVITROPIC IN THE LIGHT 1. Gene Ontology annotation, biological process: response to red or far red light; negative gravitropism. The record is from RefSeq and is a predicted model, not a curated record. The transcript is spliced from 2 exons. NCBI's taxonomy places the organism in Eukaryota, Viridiplantae, Streptophyta, Magnoliopsida, Gentianales, Rubiaceae. The coding region runs from base 715 to 2082 and encodes 455 amino acids.